UCUGCCUCACUAACCACUCACAGUCCGACUGAGCAAGUACCCAGCUGGAAACUGAGAGGAAAUACAAAACUUUAUCGACUCAAUUCGUCGCUUCUGAUAGGUUCGUUUGUUUAAUUCAACAGCAUGAAGGAAAGGAGACUCACGCAGCCGUUUGUCGCCAGGUGUAAACUCGUGCUGGUCGGGGACGUCCAAUGCGGUAAAACAGCGAUGUUACAAGUCCUGGCCAAAGACUGCUAUCCAGAGACUUAUGUUCCUACUGUGUUUGAGAACUACACAGCCUGUUUGGAGCUUGAAGAUCAGCGUGUUGAGCUCAGCCUUUGGGACACAUCAGGCUCCCCAUACUACGACAACGUGAGACCCCUCUGCUACAGUGACUCAGACGCUGUGCUUCUAUGUUUUGACAUCAGCCGUCCAGACAUAGUAGAGAGUGCCCUGAAGAAGUGGAAAGCAGAGAUCCAGGACUUCUGUCCCAGCACACGGAUCCUAUUAAUAGGCUGCAAGACAGACCUGCGCACAGACGUAUGCACACGUAUGGAGCUGUCCAAUCAGAAACAGACACCCAUCUCCCAUGAACAGGGGUCGUCCUUGGCGAAGCAGUGUGGAGCAGAGACAUACCUGGAAUGCUCCGCCUUCACAUCAGAGAAGAGCAUCCACAGCGUUUUCCGUACCGCGGCUCUGGCCUGCAUGAACAAACUACAGCCUGCUGAGAAACCCAGCCCCGUCCGCCGCCUUUCCAAGAGACUCCUACACCUGCCAAGCAAGACAGAGCUCCUCUCCUCCACGUUCAGCAAAGACAAGUCCAAGAGCUGCUCCAUCAUGUGAAUACUGCUGAGAUCCAGCUGCAAGUUUAAAAAAAAAAAAAAGCAAAAAAAAAAAAAAGCAAGGGCAAGCAGGUUGCAGAUGGUUCAACUGAGUGUGUAAAGUAAAGAGAGUCUCAAAUCUCUUUCUCUUCUUUGCAACACCCAACUCUCCAUGAACCAUUUUCUACACAAUGACCAACUCUGACACUGAACUUUCCAUCAUGAUUUAUCACCAGCACACAGUGCAGAGACUGACUGAACAAAAUCUAAUGUUGAAAUAUGUGCAAUCAGUUAAAUACACCUCUACAUGAGGGGCAUACCUUGCACUUUAAUGUAUUGCUUCCUCUCUUAAAGGUGGCUGUGAGUGACGUAAGGUCAGUGCCUCGUCUAUUCUGCAAAGGAAAGUGGUUGUAAACACUGCAUCUGACCACAUUACACUGAUGAGACCCAUAUGAAAUUCUUAUGGAUGCGCCCUCUCCCAUCCAUCUCUUUAGCUGAAUGUCUCCUUAAGGUCACGAUGCGAGCUGAGCCAUAAGAUGUAAAUCUGACAGUGACAGUAUCCACAGAAAUGCAGCUUGGUAGAAUUCACAACAGCGACCCUUGAAAAUAUUAUCCCUCGCUGACCCCUCAACGUUUUCUCAUCUGGAAAUUAGAGCUGACAGUGAAGAAAAGGGAAGAGAGAGAAAGGAGGGAUUUGGCAAGUGGGAGCAGUCAUUUGCAAAGACAGUGGGAGGGUGAACAGAGGGCGCAUCUGAAGCAGCACAGUGUGACUCAGCACUCACAUGAGCCACCGAAAAGUAGUCUAGGGUGGAAGUGUUGUGACAAAAAUACACACAAACGCCUGGCCCAUUCAAGGACUGUCCUAGCAUGUUUCCGACAGAUCAGACACCCAUCACCACGGCAGUGUCAACUUUCAGUGUUAUGAACCCUGAACCAUACGGCUUAAUAAUGUGAAAGGAAAGAUGAAUCCAGUCACUGUCUCUGCUAAAAUGUAAAAAAAAAACUGUUUUCUUUUUACAAAAUUUGAACUAGAAUGAUUUUUCUUACGUUCCUAAUAAAGUGUUAACAUCUUUGUUUUUAAAUCCUUUUCCUCAUGAUUGUAUGAAGGAAAAUAGUCCUCAAUUUUGAGCUGUAAAUGUGCCACCAUACUUUGUCAACAGUUAUUCAAAUUUCAACUGCUGCCAUUUCCAGGAUUGUGAAAGUAGAGUUGAAUCACAAACAGGCUGGUCCUGUCUGGAGAGAGUUUUUUUUUUCUUUCUCUUUUUAUGCAUUGAAAAUAUCUUUGUCUAUUUUUUUGCAAUUUCUCUAAAAGUUUCGAGUCAACGUUUUGUCCAGUAUUAAAUCGUUUGUUGUUUUUUUUUCUUGAUGUUUUUACUUGCUUGUUGGUGUUUUUUUAGUAGCCGUUGUUCAAGUAUUCACUUGAGUCUUCUGGCAUUAGCAGCUGUUGACAGCUCAGCUAAUGGAGGACUUGAUGAUUAGUGGGUCUGCACCAAGGAGCCCUGAAUCCUCUGGAUGUACCAACACUGGAAUUUAAGGUGUUGCCUAGUAACAGUGUGAGAAAGGGGGGGCAGGCCUGAAGUUCACACCUAACACAGAGAGAGAGAGAGAGAGGGAGGGGCGGCUCUCCGAGAGGGCGCUUCACCUUUUAUUUGUAGCAUUAGAGGGAAGCCACUGUGAGGCUGACGGGUUGGACAUUGCAGCGAGUAGCGACUGCUUGGGAUCUCUGGGUGACUUUUAAAGACCCCCCUGGUUGGAGCCACGAGUGGGUUGUUGAAAACAGCAUGCAAUCUAAAACAUGCCUCUGUAGCUCAGCUUCAGUCAUUAUUUCUUACUUUUCAUUCCUGUCUGGUGCAUUGUGCUUAACAAGCUUACUUUGGUUCAAUAAGCAGCUGUCAGUUCAGUUUCUUCUGCUUGGUUUUUGACAGUUUUUUUUUUUUUGUACAUAUCUUUCCCCAUAAAGCUGUUCAGUAGAAAUAAUGAAAGAGAAUGUUACUGAAGCAAAAACACAAUGCCUGUGUGAAGUUGCCUUUGAUGGCUUAAAUUAUGGAGUGAAUUCUGUAUUUGUUAAUGUCGACUUCUUUCUUUUAACCUUUAUUUAAAUAAAUAUGUCUGAAAUUCA
Labrus mixtus (cuckoo wrasse) is the source of this 2919-nucleotide messenger RNA. It is a transcript of the gene rnd1a, whose product is annotated as Rho family GTPase 1a. Gene Ontology annotation, molecular function: GTPase activity; GTP binding. The record is from RefSeq and is a predicted model, not a curated record. The transcript is spliced from 5 exons. The coding region runs from base 124 to 822 and encodes 232 amino acids. Gene Ontology annotation, biological process: small GTPase-mediated signal transduction. NCBI's taxonomy places the organism in Eukaryota, Metazoa, Chordata, Actinopteri, Labriformes, Labridae.